Colletotrichum truncatum is the source of this 1395-nucleotide messenger RNA. RefSeq lists its product as uncharacterized. The record is from RefSeq and is a predicted model, not a curated record. Lineage: Eukaryota; Fungi; Ascomycota; Sordariomycetes; Glomerellales; Glomerellaceae.
AUGGAAACCCCGAAAACACCCUCGGCUGCCGUUGGCCAUACAGAUGUUACAGUCGAGGCCGCAAAUCAUGAAGAUACCGAUACGGCUACAUCUGAUGUGGCUCAAGAGCCUUUUCAGGCGUCAGGCGGGAGCAGCUUUACCGUCAACAACUCGAGAAUAUACAACUCGGAUCACGUUAGCUUGAUCCGGCGCCGUGCCAAAUGGAUGCCUUUGAAAGCGGGCAGAUUGCGAAACAGUCUACUAAGCACCAUGGGACUUCUUGAACUCGCCAACGCUGGAGACUUUGCCGCAAAUGUGUGGAACCAAAUUCCUGUCCCAAUCUAUGCCAUAGUUUUUAUGGCUCUUGGAGGAACAUUGGCCUUGGUUAUUUCGAUUCUGGCUCUUAAGGAUACGCUACUUAGCUGGGAUAAUGUUUGCUAUCUGCGCCAAGAGCGGAGAGUGCUCAAGGAGGAGAAAUCGGAACGCAUUAGGAGAGGCCAAUCAGUCAUCUUCAUCGAUACACUAUUAGACCUCAACUUUCGGGAACUCGGUAGCGAGAUAAUGAAUCGGUUUGGACUCGACAUCUGCAGCGGCUUCGGUGCUUUUCUUAUUAGUAUCGGAACAUAUAUGGCGAUUGGCGGGGCCAAUCACCGUAUAUGGUUUGCCAGCAAUCUGCUGUCUGGUUAUAUUGGCAAUGGGCCCAUAGCACUUUACGGCUGUGUCAACGUUGUGUGGUCCACAUACGUUUUUCUCCGAGCCUACGAGCAUCGAAAUCUUGCGGUUUCCCAUCUUCGCUUUCAAGAUGGUCAAGCCAAGAACCUCGUUGGAAGACGAACCCGCAAUGUGCAUAUCUACACCGUGGCCAGCGGUGUGAGCAGCUUAGUGGGCGGCGCAGCGUCUAUGGUCACGGCUACGAGAUGGCAAGGCUACGUUGCUCUAAUUCCAGUCAUAUUGUCCUCGAUGUUCUACAAUUCUUGGCUUCGUCGUACGGUAUCUUAUGACAGGCCUCCUGUCGGCGAACCGUCUAAUUUGACCGAAGACACAGUCAUUCGCGAGCUGGAACUAUCUAACGUUAAGUCCAGACUUAUCAAAGAUCAAUCGUUACCACUUCAUAAGAUGGUACCUGAAGGGACAUCGCUGGAAGCUGUUCUCCACUUUAUUACUGUCAAUGAUCUCCUAGAGAAUCUUUGUGUUCGUCUUAUGCAAGAUGGGGCAAUUUCUGAUGUUCUUGCGGAUCACGAAGCGAAGGACAUCACCAUAGAGGCAAGGUACCUACUUCAACUACCUAAAGAGUUUCACGCGAAGAUAAUAGAGGUCAUGACCGAAACGAUAAGAAAGGACGGGCCACAGCAUUUUGAAUACCGGCAGCGUUACCUUGCUGAAGUCCUAGGCAGUAUCCUACACUCAUCUUAUUAA